Molecule: messenger RNA, 3457 nt
Organism: Chaetomium strumarium
Lineage: Eukaryota; Fungi; Ascomycota; Sordariomycetes; Sordariales; Chaetomiaceae
Exons: 6
Coding region: 460-3165 (901 amino acids)
Biological process (GO): DNA-templated transcription; regulation of DNA-templated transcription
Cellular component (GO): nucleus
Molecular function (GO): zinc ion binding; DNA-binding transcription factor activity, RNA polymerase II-specific; DNA binding
Source: RefSeq, a predicted model, not a curated record
AGUUACCGUCAAGAAUCUACAUCCUCAGACAGACCUUAUCCAUCAAAUCAAAGCCUUAUGCUGCCUCAGUGAGUCACUUUGCAUCAUCCAAUUUUCAGGCAGGUCUGAGGGUAGCACAAGCCUGCCGCCUCGUCCGAAGCAUCCGCGUAGCAGAGGUACCCGCUUAACUUCAUUCGCUCGGGGGUCGGACCAAAGACCAUCCGCCUAAGAAUCCCGAGACCCUUGAUCCGGGCCAGCCCGGCCGAAUCCGGUAUUAACGCGUCGUAACUCCUCGAACGCCAGGCAGAUGUCAUAGCCAAGGGUGACGAAUAUGGCGCGGAUAAGCGCAACGUCGACGGAGUUAUACAAGGGCUUCGGGGCCCGGGGCCGCACAACUCGUGGUCCGAUGUCUUUCCAAUCACUCUCGUGGCCGCCCCCUCGGCUUCGGUCUCGGACUUGGCAAUACCGCAGCGCCACAGCAUGUCAGUAUCAUCACCCGAAGAUGUCACGUCUGAAGCAUCAGGUCCCGCCGCCACGGCUCCGGCGCACGAGCCGCUCGCUUGUGUGAACUGCCGGUCCCGCAAGCUCAAGUGCGACCGGCAGAAGCCAGUGUGCAGCAGGUGUGCGAAGGCAGGUGGCGAAUGCGUGUAUCCGGAAUCCCGAAGGAAGCCGGCGUUCAAGCGGAGAAAUGUCAGGGAGCUCGAGGAGAGGCUAGCCCAGGUGGAAGGCCUGCUCCGGAGUGUCGGCAAACAGCGGGCGUCCCAGUCGGCCCGGCCUGAUGGUGCCGGAUCGGAGGGUUCAUCGCCAGGGGAACUUGGCGGAGAUGCCUCACGGUUCGACAGGCCUCAAGGCAGCCCCAUCGAAGGGGCGAUGCCGUGGUUCCCGUUGACCCCGAACGAGGCUCCCCAAAGCCACCCUGGCGAGCUGCUGGGUCUCGGCCAGUUCGAGAGCCUCCCCCCUUUCGAAAUGAUCGAAGACCUCCACGCGAAAUUCUUCUCCACCCAAGACACAUUCUUGCCUAUUAUACACCCGGGCAACUACUUGCGAGCGUUCCACUCCCCGCCGCAUAUGCGCCCUCCCAUGUCUCUUCAGUACGCCAUCUGGACCGUCGCUGCAAACGGAGACCCCAAGUAUGGACGCUAUCACGAUGCCCUGUACCGCCGUGCCCGUCAGUAUUUGGAAGCUGACGAGUUGAAGGGUCAUGGCGAACACUUUAUCACGAUUGGCCACGCCCAAGCCUGUGCGCUUGUCGCAAUGGACGAGGCCCGUUGCCUCCUGUUCACUAGAGCGUCAAUGAGUUGCGCUAGAUGCAUCAGGCUAGCCGGCAUGAUGGGGCUUCACCGGCUCGACAGUACUCUCAAUGAAGAGGAGGCGCCCAUGGCUCCUAUGAUCACGCCACCGCGAAGCUGGGCUGAACUCGAGGAGCGCCGACGGCUGUUUUGGGUAGGGUACUGUAUCGACAGUUACGCAGGCAUCAGCGCAGGGUGGCCGAUCCUAAUCGACUUGGACCUGGUCACCACGUUCUUGCCUGCAUCCGAGGAAGCAUUUACCAGCGGUGUCGAGGAGCAGUCUGCCACGCUGCAAGAUGCAUUUCGAGGCUUCAACUACUCGAAGUUUGCUGGAAACAUCGUCAUCUGCCGUAUCUUCGCCCAACUGAUGAAACACGCUCAUCGGCCGAUGCCCGAUGACCAUCCAGAGGAUCCGGAUUCCGGCGCCUUUUGGAAGCGCCACCGCGAGCUCGACAACAUGUUGUCCAGCGCAUUCAUGUUUCUACCCGAGCGGUUCCGGCUCCCAACGAACAUACGCGAUCCGCUCGCCGUGCAAACCAAUCUAAACCUGCAUGCCGCCGCUAUCUGCCUCCACCUUGCCGCAUCGGAGAAGGCUGAGAAAUUCAAGCUCGGGGGUAUACGGCAGGCGAGCCGGACCAGGAUGUUGACCGCAACGCAGGAAAUUCUCGACAUCAUCAAGGCUACCGCCAGCUACUCGAAGACCCAGUAUCAAGGUCCGCUGACGGCGCUUUCCCUGUAUCUCGCCGCUUCGGUAUACAUUUCGCAGGCAAAAGAGACACCGGACGAGUUCGACAAGGCCAGUUUCGGGCUCCUUGUCGACUGCAUGAAAACAAUCGGGCAUAAGCACGUCAUCACGCAUGCUUACCUAAACCAGCUCAAGCUCGACAUCGAACGCAACGGUGUGCCCGUCUCGGUAGAGGGCCUUACCCCGGCCGCCGAGUGUCUCAACAAACACCAGAAACACCUUGGUCAGCAUAACAUUCCGCACCUUGGUCAUCAUGGUAUUCCGCUUGUGGCGCGAGGGCCGACAUCGCGCCACACCAAGGUGCAGCCGCCACUGCCAGGCCGCUUACCCCUGGGCGCGCCGCAGGGCACCAUUUCGUACGCCGGCAACAUGCCGCCUACACCGUGGUCUAACUUUGUGGGGGAGAUGGAAUCCUCCCGCGGGACCGGCGAGAAUGACGGCCCCGCCAGCAAGCGGAUCUGCACCACAGCCGCGCGAAGCUCCGGGGUCCUGACUGCCACGGAGGCGCAAGCAACCACGCCUGGUCCCUCCACGUGGCUGGGAGGGCGCCGUGGACAGGGCUCUGUGGCUGCUGGUCCUCCGGGCCUCGAUCUAUUUGACUUCUCCAGCAGCAGUAGCUGGUCGUACACGACAAAGCACCACAUAACCGCUACAUUGCCCCAUCGGACGGGCUCACCGGCCAUGAACAUCCGGGCGGUAUCCAUCGCAACAUCCAACCCAGUCCCCGAUUUUACCGCAUUCUCGAUGCCCGGCUCGGCGGCGGGUGCAUCAGUACCAUUUCCACUGAUGCCGGCAGCUGGACCUUCGACAACUGCGGGGCUCGGGCCGGCUGGCAGCUUUGGUAUGGACCCUCCUGCUGGCAAUACCGAUGCCACCACUAGCACCAAUGCCGACAGCAACAACCCCAAUCCAACACAAGGACUAGGAAAUCUCGGUAUUUUCGACAGUAUAGGUGAUUGGGACCUGUCAGACCCCCAGUCGAUUUUCGGCAUGUUACUUGACAUGUCCGCCGAUGACUUUGGCGCCACGUCACAGGAGAGCAAUAUGGACCCCUGGGCAGCGCUAAAUAAUGCCGCUGGCGGCAGCAGUUCCGCUGCAGGCGGAGGAGGGACUUGGGAUUCUAGUGGCGCCGGCGGUUCUGGGUCUGUAUAAAGCAGACAGCUCAUUUCCCACCGAGCAAUGAAAGAGCUCCAUGAAGGUGGCUUGUGCUACUAUUACGGACAUCUCCCCCCAACUGCACUGUACUAUAUCAUGACUUGGGAGACGGUGUACAACAGCAUGGAGUUCAGGAUAGAUAUACCAGGGUUACUACGGAUAUUCGGCAUCGGACGGAUGGACAUACAUAGGUUCGGAUGGGCGCAAACGGGGUUGUACAUUAGGUGGACUCCAACCCUCCUCAGCAUCGGCAUAUCAGAUCUCCCAUCUAAUAUAACCAUUAAGACAA